This is a messenger RNA of Chelonia mydas (Green sea turtle), 2702 nucleotides long. RefSeq lists its product as uncharacterized. Gene Ontology annotation, molecular function: DNA binding; protein heterodimerization activity; structural constituent of chromatin. The coding region runs from base 62 to 1693 and encodes 543 amino acids. The record is from RefSeq and is a predicted model, not a curated record. Gene Ontology annotation, cellular component: nucleosome. The transcript has 5 exons. Lineage: Eukaryota; Metazoa; Chordata; Testudines; Cheloniidae.
AUUCAUUUCAAUCCAUUCUUCCUGUCUCAACGUCUUUUUCACAGGGACUAGGUGUGUUAAUAUGGCCAGGACCAAGCAGACAGCUCGUAAAUCUACUGGUGGCAAAGCCCCCCGUAAGCAGCUGGCCACUAAAGCUGCUCGGAAGAGCGCGCCGGCAACUGGGGGAGUGAAGAAACCCCAUCGCUAUCGACCCGGCACCGUGGCCCUGCGAGAGAUCCGCCGCUACCAGAAAUCUACCGAGCUGCUCAUCCGCAAGCUGCCCUUCCAGCGCCUGGUUCGUGAAAUCGCCCAGGACUUCAAGACCGACUUGCGCUUCCAGAGCUCGGCCGUUAUGGCCCUGCAGGAGGCCAGCGAAGCCUACUUGGUGGGGCUCUUUGAAGAUACUAACUUGUGUGCUAUUCACGCCAAGAGAGUCACCAUCAUGCCCAAGGACAUCCAGUUAGCCCGGCGUAUCCGUGGUGAGAGGGUGCAAACAGUCAUCAUGAGCCCCAAUGUCCAGCGAAUAGGAGGAGGAAAGCAGGGCGGUAAAGUGAGGGCUAAGGCGAAAUCUCGCUCUUCGAGGGCUGGACUCCAGUUCCCCGUAGGACGUGUGCAUCGCCUGCUUCGCAAAGGUAAUUAUGCGGAGCGGGUGGGCGCUGGCGCCCCGGUCUAUAUGGCUGCGGUGCUGGAGUAUCUGACCGCUGAGAUUCUCGAGUUGGCUGGCAACGCUGCUCGGGACAAUAAGAAAACUAGGAUCAUCCCCCGUCACCUGCAGCUCGCUAUCCGUAACGAUGAGGAGCUCAAUAAGUUGCUGGGGAAAGUCACGAUCGCUCAAGGGGGUGUCCUGCCCAACAUCCAGGCCGUGCUGCUGCCUAAGAAAACUGAGAGUCACAAGGCGAAGAGCCGAGGAAAACAAGGAGGCAAAGCGAGGGCUAAGGCAAAGUCUCGCUCCUCGCGGGCUGGGCUGCAGUUCCCGGUGGGUCGAGUGCACCGCUUGCUCCGUAAAGGUAAUUAUGCUGAGCGGGUGGGGGCUGGAGCCCCGGUCUAUAUGGCCGCAGUGCUGGAGUAUCUGACCGCUGAGAUUCUCGAGUUAGCCGGCAACGCUGCUCGGGACAAUAAGAAAACCAGAAUCAUUCCCCGACAUCUGCAGCUCGCCAUCCGUAACGACGAGGAGCUCAACAAACUGCUUGGGAAAGUGACGAUAGCUCAAGGGGGUGUCCUGCCCAACAUCCAGGCCGUGCUACUGCCUAAGAAAACCGAGAGUCACAAGGCCAAGAGCAAAGAACAGCAUACGUUCUCUGAAAUGGCCAGGACCAAGCAGACCGCCCGUAAAUCCACAGGUGGUAAAGCCCCCCGUAAGCAGCUAGCGACUAAAGCUGCCCGGAAGAGCGCACCUGCAACUGGGGGAGUGAAGAAGCCUCAUCGCUACCGACCCGGCACUGUGGCCCUGCGAGAGAUCCGCCGCUACCAGAAAUCUACCGAGCUGCUCAUCCGCAAGCUGCCCUUCCAGCGCCUGGUGCGUGAAAUCGCCCAGGACUUCAAAACUGAUUUGCGCUUCCAGAGCUCGGCCGUUAUGGCCCUGCAGGAGGCCAGCGAAGCCUACUUGGUGGGGCUUUUUGAGGACACCAACCUGUGUGCUAUUCACGCUAAGAGAGUCACCAUUAUGCCUAAGGACAUCCAGUUAGCCCGGCGUAUCCGCGGUGAGCGGGCUUAAAGGCUGCACCACUGCAUUCUGACUACUUGAAUACUCGCAACAUUCCAAGGCUCUUUUAAGAGCCACUACGUGCGCAUUGAAAAGAGCUGUAACACGCCCAUAACGUGUACUCUUUAAUCACAAGACUUCACUGUGUGCGGCUUACCUAAAUUAAUAAUUCUGACAGUAAGAAACCAUCUAGGAUGGCCCUAAUUUUUCAAAGUGUAUGCUUAAGGUAGCAAACAACUUCCCAUUAGGCUGCCUUAAUUAAAUUCUUAACUUUUUCUAGCCAAAUUAAUGGGUACUUUGGUGAUGCUUUUGUCUUUUAUCUCUGUGUUUAUCAAUGUUCCCUUUUCAAGAUGUAAUACAAACUUCUGCAAAUGUGAAAUAUAUUUCAUUUAAAAAAGUAUAUUUUAUAUAACCAAAUAAAUAUUGCCCUAUUUAGCGUUUAGCUUUAAAGAUUGAUUUAAUAAAUAAAGUAAAAUCACUGGUAUGUCUUUCAGAUAAUAUUCAUACAUUGUAAAUAAGCAAAUGAAGGCUGGUAUUCAGAGUUUGAAUGCAAAUGUGUAUUUCACUUAGUGGAUUGUCUAGGGGGGUUCCUCUUGAAAUCAGAAUAUUGUACAGGAAAGGGCAUGGGGGGGAAUGGUAAGGAUGGCCUGGGAGGAGACUUAUCUGGGGAGCUGAGGAACGCACAAGUUAGACAGAGGCAUUUGUUUAAAAACACUAGUAAUAAAACAGUGUCUUUGUAUCCAAUAAAAUGUAUGAUGCAAAUUACAAAUGAACUGUGAAGAAGUCUAGGAUAAAAUCCAGAGGUAAAAUCAUCAGACUGUCUAAUGAAGGGGUUAAAAACAGAAUAAACAUGGGGAAAUAGUUUUACUUUGUGUAAUGACACCUGAUCACACUUGUUACAGUGUGUAUGGUAACACCCAUUGUUUCAUGUUCUCUGUGUAUAUAAAAUCUCCCCACUGUAUUUUCCACUGAAUGCAUCCGAUGAAAUGAGCUGUAGCUCAAAUAAAUGUGUUCUUCUCUA